Messenger RNA from Cheilinus undulatus (humphead wrasse), 7579 nucleotides. RefSeq names its product RUNX1 partner transcriptional co-repressor 1 (gene runx1t1). Gene Ontology annotation, molecular function: transcription corepressor activity. Gene Ontology annotation, biological process: DNA-templated transcription; negative regulation of DNA-templated transcription. The record is from RefSeq and is a predicted model, not a curated record. Lineage: Eukaryota; Metazoa; Chordata; Actinopteri; Labriformes; Labridae. Gene Ontology annotation, cellular component: nucleus. Bases 462 to 2321 code for a protein of 619 amino acids. The transcript is spliced from 11 exons.
CCCACGCCACCGGAGAAGCAGAAAACAAGGAGCCCGAUGACCGAGGGUGUGUGGAUGACAUUUUCUCCAAUUUAAAAAAAAGCGAUUUCUUUAGCCCAGAGCGACGCAAGGAUUUAAGGAUUACUGGGGGGACAGUGCGUAAAGACGAGCAGGGAAUCAGACGAGUCGUCUGCGCCCCUUCUGCAUCCUCCCUCUCCAUCAUCUCUUCUUCUCUCCCUGCUCUGCGCCUUCUCGAGACUCCCGGCUCUCCCAUCCUGACUCUCCCUACUGACUGAUCAGACCGCGAGCUGCUCCCUCUUCUUCUUCUUUUGUCGGAGUUUGAACCACGUUUUCAAGCCUCUGGAAGUAGUCCCUGGACUCUGCAGCUUUCGUCUUCCCGAUACCAGCGGAUCGUCGAGGGGACCUCGCGCGGAGUCAAAAGGACUGGAAAUUAUUUAGCCCCUCUCACAUCAACGUGCCGCAUGGUGGGAAUUUCUGCCUCUUUUCAGUAUCGCACUGGGAAGCACUCCACCAUGCCCGACUCACCUGCGGACGUCAAGACACAGUCCAGGUUGACCCCCCCUACCAUGCCACCUCCACCCAGCACACAAGGAGCCCCCCGUAACAGCUCCUACACCCCCACCACAUUAACCAACGGCAGCAGCCAUUCUCCAACGGCGCUCAACGGCGCUCCCUCUCCCCCCAACGGUUACAGCAACGGUCCAAGCUCCUCCUCUUCAUCUUCCCUGGCCAAUCAGCAGCUGCCCCCGGCCUGUGGCGCCCGGCAGCUCAGCAAGCUGAAGCGCUUCCUCACGACUCUGCAGCAGUUUGGCAACGACAUCUCGCCUGAAAUCGGGGAGCGGGUCCGCACAUUAGUGCUGGGUCUGGUGAAUUCCACGCUAACCAUCGAAGAAUUUCACUCCAAGCUCCAAGAAGCUACCAACUUCCCCCUGCGACCGUUCGUCAUCCCCUUUCUCAAGGCCAACCUGCCGCUCCUUCAGAGAGAGCUGCUGCACUGUGCCCGUCUGGCCAAGCAGAACCCAGCUCAGUACCUGGCCCAACAUGAGCAGCUGCUCCUGGACACCAGCACCACAUCCCCCGUGGACUCCUCUGAACUCCUGCUGGAUGUCAACGAGAACGGCAAAAGAAGGACACCAGACAGGACCAAAGAGAACGGCUUCGAGCGAGAUGGUUCCCUGCACCCAGACGUUCACCCCAGCAAGCGGCCCUGUACCAUAAGCCCCGCCCAGCGGUUCAGCCCCUCCAACGGGCUCUCCUACCAACCUAAUGGCCUGCCCCACCCUGGCCCGCUCCCUCCGCAGCACUACAGGUUGGACGACAUGGCCAUUGCCCAUCACUACCGGGACACCUACAGACACCCCGCCUCCAACCACCGAGAGAUCCGGGAGAGAGCCAGGCCGAUUGGGAUGCAUGCAGGGACCAGGCAGGAGGAGGUGAUCGACCACAGGCUGACAGACAGAGAGUGGGCGGAGGAGUGGAAGCACCUUGACCAUGUAAGAAAACUGCUGAACUGCAUCAUGGAUAUGGUGGAGAAAACGAGGCGCUCACUGACAGUGCUGAGGCGGUGCCAGGAGGCCGACCGCGAGGAGCUCAACUACUGGAUCCGACGAUACAGUGAUGCCGAAGAGCUGAAGAAAGGCGCCGCUAGUGGGCAGUCAAGGCAGCAGAGCCAAGCAGCACAGGAAAACGCAACUCCAGAAGUUCACCGGGAGCUCCUGCACCGACCCGUGUCUGGUUACGUCCCUGAAGAGAUCUGGAAGAAAGCUGGUACGGGAGGCUUGACUUCCUCUGUCUCCACACUCUUUCCAGAAGAGGCGGUGAAUGAGGUGAAGCGACAGGCCAUGUCAGAGCUGCAGAAGGCCGUGUCAGAGGCUGAGCGUAAGGCUCAUGAGAUGAUCAGCACUGAGCGGGCCAAGAUGGAGCGUACGGUAGCGGAGGCCAAGCGGCAGGCAGCCGAGGACGCGCUGUCUAUAAUCAACCAACAGGAAGACUCCAGCGAGAGCUGCUGGAACUGCGGCCGCAAAGCCAGCGAGACCUGCAGCGGCUGUAACACAGCGCGCUACUGUGGCUCCUUUUGCCAGCACAAGGACUGGGAGAAGCACCACCACGUCUGCGGUCAGACCCUCCAGGCCCAGCAGCAGCAAGCCAGCCAGCAGCAGGGAGGGGUCCCCGGGUCGGAAACCCCCGCCCCCAUCAGCUCCUCCGCCUGCACCCCGAGCAGCGGGACCGGGAGUCCGGCUGCAACCCCGCCCGCUGCUACCCCUCGCUCCUCCACCCCGAGCACCCCGUCCUCCUCUGCCCUGGAUGGCUCGACGCGCUAAGAGACUCACACACCGGGAGGAGAGUAAUGUCUCCAGGGCUUAAGAACCGGCCCCCUACCCCAUAAACAGCAUGACUGUCUACAUUGCCUUGCAAAGAUGCUAAGCUAACGUGGUUAACAGGAGGAGACGGCAAUGCUUGUGUCUAUCUUGCAGCGUAGUCAUAAACAGAGGAGGAGGAGGUCCAUAAUCAGGUCAUAUUGACUUGCCAUAACUUUAAAGAAACGCAAAGAUAUUCUUUGUUUUGAAUGAAUGAAUUUAAAUAUUGACAUCCUUUUAUUGCUACACUUGCUAUUCUUGUUGUCUGUUUGUUCUUGUGCCUGUUGUUGUUAUUGUUGUUGUCAUUGUAGCUUAUCUUAUUUUUCACUGUAAAUAUUAAGAGACCGAGCAAAGACGAGUAUCUGACCUCCCCCUUUUUUUUGUUACGUCUUUUUAUUUUCCAUCCUUGAAUUGAUGCUUAUUUCCUUCCUGUACCUGAGACAUGAGAGCAGCCAACCUCAAUUUACUAAACAGCAUACCAAGGGAGCAAAUCCAGCUAGUGAAGUCAUCAAUACUCCAAGGAAAGAGCAUAAAAGACACACCAACUGAUGGAUGGAUGGAUGGAUGAGUUUACUGCCUGGAUAGUGGACAGGGAUGGACUGAUUCUCUGGCCCACAGACCACCAUCAAAUGGGCAGAUGUGCAGCAGAUUGCAAGCAGAGCCAGCUGUUUCCCUCUCACUUGUAAUAAUAUCCAGGUCAGUGGGCUGGGAAAUACAAAUCUGUCUCCCUGAAGGAUACAAAAGGAAGGAUUCUUGGACGGGAUACAAAACUUUGCCCACUGCACAUGUAGAGAAUGUACUGACUACAAGUCACACGUGAAUAUUCGGCGGAUCUGAAGAAGCUCUCCGACGUCAUCAUCCAUCGGUGAGACUGUUGAAUUCAACGUGACAGCAGUUCUGAGCCCGAAACGGAACAUUUUCAUUCCUCUUCAUGUCCUUAUUCUUUUCUGUAGAUGUCAUGGUGUUAAAGACUUCUGUCCUGUGGUGUCACCGAUGGUUAUUUAUUGUAUAUGUGUUGGACAGUUGUGACAAGGCAUAGUACUUUAACCCGUCACAACUCCCACGUCCAUCAUAACUCUUACUCCCUCUCUCUCUCUCUUUAAAAAGAGAUAAAAAAAGAAGUGUUAUCUUUUCUCCAAGCUGCUUUUCUAUUCUGUGUUAGUGGUAGAUCCCUCGUAGAUCUUUCAGUUUGACUUCCCUUCGUCCUCAAGAAAAAGACACAAGCUAUAUCUCAGAGCUGCUACUUCGAGUCCGACACAGAUCUUUUCUGAGAACUAGCAUGUUGCGCGGAAUGCUAACCCUAAAUGUUUUGUACAAGGAACAUACAUAAAUGUAUCUGCACUGUCACAGGUUAUUUCAGCAUGCUUUAUUUUUCUGCAUACUUGUGUUGUCAGUAUAGAGCCAUAAUUCAUCAACCAUCUUGGUAGUGAGGUUUUUUUUUUUUGCAUUCUGGAGAAAUGUAAAGUCAGCUAUUUUUGUUCUCUACAUGCUAACGAAAGCAGCCAUAAUUUUUUUUUAAUAGUUACAGACAGUGCAUGCACAUUACUGAACGUUUGUUACAUAUUUGUUAUUUUUUAAGAAAAACUAAAAAGCCAAAAAAAGGGAAAAAAUUACAAAAAUAUUCUAACAAACUAACUUUCCAAAUGCAGAGGUGUAGACUCCAAUUGACAGCUUUAACACUGCAAAGCACCAGGUAACACACAGUAUUAACACAAGAUAAAAAAAAAUACACCAAAAACAGCCAAAGACCGACAUCAAGGACCAAAACCCUGAUUUAAAACUACUUUCAAAAGAGGUUUGUUCACAUUCUUUCUUGUUUAUUUUAUGUGUUUCUGCUAGUUUGCUUCAAAUAUGUUGAAGUCCAGCGUGAAAUCUGAUUCCUAGGAGAUCAACGCAGCAUUCAUCUUACUUUGUGAAAUGAGAAGGUGUGAUAAAAACAUAAUCACCAUUUUAAUGAAGUGUUACGUUUUAACUGGAGCAAUAAUAUUGUGACAUUAACUCUGAGGACUUCUGUUUUUUUUUUGAAGACAAUUUUUACCAUAUUUUUGCGUGGACGUUUUCUCAUUCCACAACGUUCAGAUUUAGUGCCCGAUUCAGCUUUAAGCAGUUUAGUUUCCAUUCUUAAAGAACAUGGUUGCUAUUUGCAUCGGUGUAGUCAUAUUUCUUUUCAGCUCUGUUGUGAAUCUUAAUGAAACUCAAACAAACCUCCCAUUCGCAGUACGAGAGCACUUACCCUGACGCACACUAAGGCUCUUCACCCCAAACACCUUGGUGCUACACAGAAGCGCGUUACAAAUUCUGACCUCAAGGAUCAAGUGGAAGCCCGUCAAGGUUGUGGGCUGUUUGCUCCCUCUGUACUUCCUCAUCUCUCCCUCCUCAUCUAGAUGAAAGAAAAUCACAUUCUUGACUCCAAACGAUCCAAAAAGGUGUCUGACACCCGACUCCUCACAAGCUGUGAAGACACAGCCAAGCAGAUUUAACACCAGUAUAUUUAAGAGUAUACAACAAUUACAUGUGUGUUCAUCAUUUUCAGGGCAAAACCUGGAUUUAAACUAAGACUAGCAUUAUCACUCAAUCCACCUUACUCACACUGAGGCCAUUUUCCCUCCCACAUCUCAGUUAAAUGUUUAAGAGCUGAGUAUAACAGGAAAUCUGACUCAUUGUUUUGCUUAACUCUUUUAACAUAGGCAGUGGAAAUCUUAGGGGCCAUAACUGAAAGGUUAAAUGAGAUUUAUAGGUGCGAAGUGUAAUAAAGCGGUUCCCUUUUUUUCCUAAGAACCCCCUACUCAUAUCUAAGACCCCAAAAUCCCAACAUAAUCAGCCUACUUACUUAAUUGGUUCUUGCCAAAAGAUCUACAGUAUAUAUAGAUCUUAAUGAGCCAUUUUUACAAGAACAUGUUAGGACCCCUCUAAAAAAUAAAAAAUAAAGUGGAUGUGUUAAUUUUUUAAAGAUUUGAGUUAAAAAACAAAGUUUAAAGUUUUCAAUUUUUACACUUUGAAAACCAUUAAUAAAUGUGAAAAAAAUUUUGAGAUCAUAAUUUUGAAAACAGCCGAUUAUGUACCAGAUGAAGCUGCUUCCAAGUCUUUGCAGCUGAGAGCCUGAUUAAAUAGUAAUUUUAACUGGGGCUGAUAAAUUAGGGAGUAGCUGUGGUUUUAUCCCAGAAUCAUCACAUUAUCAUUUAAAGAGACAUUUCUGUAAUAUUGGGUUAUCCAGUCACUGUUUUCAUUUUGGAUCCCUGUAACUUGGUGACUUAAUAAUGUUGUAAAUGUAUGGCUUUUUAAAACUCAGAAAUUCUGAGUUUGGUUUCUUGUAAAUAUACAACUUUAUAACGUCUUAAUUUUCAAGUUUCUCUCAAAAAAUAUAUCCACCUUAUUUUUGUAAUCUUUUAUUCAUCCAUCCAUUUUCUAUACCGCUUAUAACGGCUGGACCCUAUCCCAGCAGUCAUGGGGCGAGAGGCGGGGCACACCCUGGACUGGUCGCCAGUCAGUUGCAGGACUGUAAUCUUUUUAGGUGGCACUAAUUUGCUGUCAUACAUGAGGUUUCUAAGUAUGAUUGAGAAAUAUAUAUGAACAUGCAGCCUACAACAGAAACUCCUGAAGUUCCUAGUGAGGUCAGACGUGUUGUUCUCAUAAAGAGUAUGCACUGACUUCACUUUGAGCAUGCGACAUGACUGCUCAGUCAGACUGAGUGGCAAAACAUUCUGAAACACUGCUGUCUGUUCAGGGGGUGAAAAUGACACAGCAGACUGUUGACAUUGAUAUGUGUUCAUAAAAUGAGUUUCCUGACAAUAUAUGGGCCAGAUUUUAUAAACAUGAAGCAGAGCCUGAGCCUCUGUUACCAACCAGCUCUUAUCUAAUGCUAAUAGGCUAACAUUCCAAUUGGCAAGGAAGAAAAGGCCUUCCUGUCUUUGCCUGUAAAUCUGCAAAAUAGUAGUAGCUAGGAAGUAGCUGAAUACUGACACCAGCUGUUGUGUAACAGCACCUAAAGAUCAGGCUCUUUAAUGUGGUUUCCCCUCUAUCAGCACUUAAGUUUCUCAUCCAGACUGAAAUGAAAACAAUGAGUCAGAUUGUCCGCCUUCAUCUGAUUAUAAAAACUGGAAUCAGCAGUAGGCUGAGGCAUUAAGAGAUAUUUUGAGCAUUUCACACUGCGUGUGGCAUCAUGGGAAAAUGGCUGCUGGGUGAAUAUGGUGAAUGACUCUUUGAGAAGCUAUAUUUUUUCGUUCUCCCCUCCUCUUCUAUGUGUGUUUUGCUACAAAUCCCUCGGUGGCAAACCAAGUCUCACUCUACCUCUUACAGCACGAUAAGAGCAUCAGUCGCGGCGCUGAUACUGGUCUAGUCUAAACCAAAUGGGCACAAGAGAACAGGAAAAUAAAAAACCCAAAGUUGAAGCUCAUACAGCUGCAAAACCAUAUCACUACUUGGUAACAAUGCAGACCUCAUAAAUAAAUGAAACAUAAAUGAAUAGAAAUGAGAAAAAAAAAACUUUCGUUAUGUUCCGUUAUGCCUGUAGCGUUUCUAGAGUACAUCAAGAGUUUGAAUUGUUUGAGCAGAUUUUUAAAAACUGUGCUAAUUUUAAAGAAAAGUGUUGUGGAUUCCUACUUCAAUGAUACAAGCUAAGGUCACAGAUAAGAAAUGUUGUUUCUCUCUUGCUCUUUUCCCUCUCUUGUUUCCCCCUUGCCUUUUUUUCCUUCUUCUUUUCUCUGUUGUAAAGACAUGCAGAAUUGCUUGUCUACUUGUCAGCCGGGUUGAAUUCAAAAAGACGGCGUUCACAAAAGGCAAAGCUAGUAGAAUCUAAAAAAUAAGGCUAUGAAUCUAGGCAUGCCUGUUUUUUACAAUAGCAAGAAAUGUUCUUUAAAUUUCCUUCUUAUCAAAGGCCGUAGCAUUAAUCUCUUGGGGGUGAACUUCUGGGGUGGGAGGGCUUCUUUUUUGUGUUCUCUUGAGAAAAUUUAUUGUGAAAAAAAAGAGCUCAAAUGAUUUGAAGUUGUUGUGCAAUACUUAAUUGAGACAUGUAAACCACAGGUUAGUGGUAGGCUGACACUGGGCGGUCUCUCCAUCGCCUAGGGUCAGUGUCCUCUAGAGAGCUUUCCAGUCUACUAUGUCAGAACUGUGGUUUCUUGUUGAUUUUUUCUUUUAUUUCUUUUAAUUAUUCUUUUUGGGCUGUAAACUAUGGUCUGUCAGUCUGUGAAACUUUGCAGUAUAAUUCUGGUAUUGUUGUUCUCUUA